CCCCAGCCCCCUCCUUGCUCCAGGACCCAGAGGCAGAGCCUGAGCCUGAUCAACUGCACAUCCACGAGGAGCAGUAUGUGAGCGAGGGCGAGUAUAACCAGCCUGACCCACGCCUGGCGCCUCCCGACUGCAGGGACGCCGAGACCAUCACAGAUGUGUGCAAUAGCACUGACCUGCCCGAGUUUGAGAUCAUCAGUCUUCUGGAGGAGCAGCUGCCAGUGUACCGCUUGCGGGCUGACACCGUCUACGGCUACGACCAUGACGACUGGCUCCACACGCCCCUCGUCGCGCCCGAGGCCAGGCUCGACCUGACCACCGAGCAGAUCGAAGAGACACUCAAAUACUUCUUGCUGUGUGCUGACAGAGUGGGCCAGAUGACGAAGACCUACAAUGACAUUGAUGCUGUCACACGUUUGUUGGAGGAGAAAGAGAGAGAUCUGGAGUUGGCUGCAAAGAUUGGCCAGUCGCUUCUUAAGAAGAACCGAACUCUCACAGAACAGAACGAGUAUUUGGAGGAACAAGUGGGGCAAAUCACAGAGGAGGUGGCCCAGCUGCACCAUGAGCUGAACCUGAAGGAUGAGCUGCUGCAGUUUUACACCAAUGCAGCUGAAGAGAGCGAGGAUGAAUCCAGCAUCUCCCCAACGGGUAAGAAAAGCAAAGUGGAAACAGCUUCAGGAGGCUUUGUGAGUGACACACUCCAGAAGAAACUCAAAGAGCUGGAAGAGGAGAACCUGUCACUCCGCUCAGAGGCUAACCAUCUGAAGUCAGAGACUGAAACCUAUGAAGAAAAGGAGCAGCAGCUCGUGAACGACUGUGUCAAGGAGCUCAAGUUGUCCAGUCUCCAGAUCUCUGCUAUAGCAGAGGAACUGGCCCGUAAGACUGAAGAUGCAUCGCGACAGCAAGAGGAGAUCACACACCUCCUGUCUCAGAUAGUAGAUCUGCAAAAGAAAGCCAAAUCUUAUGCUGUAGAAAAUGAGGAGCUUUCUCAACACCUGCUGGCAGCUAAAGAUGCCCAAAGGCAGCUCACAGCAGAGCUCCAGGAGUUAGAGGAGAAGUACUCUGAGUGCAUUGAGAUGCUGCAUGAAGCUCAGGAGGAGCUGAAGAACCUGAGGAACAGAAACUACCCCGCAGGAACCCCACGCCGCUACCACCCGCUGGGGCUGUUCCCGAUGGACUCUCUGGCAGCUGAGAUUGAGGGAACGAUGAGGAAGGAGCUGAGUCUUGAUGACCCAGAGUGUGAAGAACAGAAGAUCCAUCGGAAACGUGUGUUUGAGACAGUCAAGAAUGUUAACCAGACAGUUCGUCAGCGUUCUCUGACUCCAACCAACGCCAACAUCCCGGGCUCCAACCAGUCCCUAUCAGCUCGAACAUCACCCCAAUCGAGUGGCCUCUCCACACCCCACUCCAGCAUAUACGGUGGUGACCUUUGUGGAGAAAGUGUAGCCCUUGAUAACCGAACACAGAGCAUCCUAAUGGAGACAGCAUCCAAUCAGGACAGCACGGAGGCUCCAGAGAAGAAGACAAGUGGGGCUGAGGACCUGCGGCUUGCUCUGCGCCGCCUGUCUCUGCGCCGGCAAAACAAUUUGAGUGAAAGGCGCUUCUUUGAAGAAGAGAGAGAGCGGCGGCGGGGAGGACAUGCUGGGCUCCACGAUGCCCUCGGCCAGGAGACUCUCUUAACUCCAUCGGAAAGCAUCAUGUCCCUCGGAAACCUCCACCUCUGGGCCUCACGAGGGCCCUACCUCCCCGACAAACUUCAGAUCGUCAAACCACUCGAAGGCUCUGCCACCCUGCACCACUGGCAGCAGUUGGCCCAGCCUCACCUGGGUGUGAUCCUGGAUGCAAGGCCAGGAGUUGUGCCAAAGGGCUACAGACCCCUAGAACUAGAGCUGGAGCAGGUGUAUCCAUGGGGCGGUUUUGAGGAGGAUGAACCAGGAGAGCAAUAUUUCCAGAAUCUUCCCACCUCCUCAGCUUCUGCCUCACCGGCGGUGUCCCUCACCUCCAGCACAGGUGACGCCAACCUCACACAGCCUCCAGUCACCCUGGCUCCACCUUCUCCACCCUCUCCAUCACCGUCACCACACCUCAGCAACACUGAUGCUCUGGCGGCGUACUACCCAGGUAAAUGCAUGGCCCACACCAGCUCUACUUACACCUUUACAACCUGUCGGAUCCUCCAUCCAACUGAUGAGCAGACGCGGGUUACGCCAAGUUUAAACCCAGUGCCUGCAUCGUCCUCCUGUGUGAUGACCAGCACUCUUCUGGGUACUCCUGCUGCUACUCCCUGCACAUCACGCAGGCUCAGUCUCAGGCCCUCUGAAUCUUCAACUAAUCUCAGAGAUGCAACACGCACCACCAGCACCUCCCUGGGGUUAGUACGUCUUCUCCAGGAGAGAGGAAUCUCAGCAGCCAUGUAUCACCAGAGCCAGGGCCUGGAGCAGGGUAAGGGCAGCGGAGGAGUCCUAUUAAGCACCACCAUUGCCCCCAACAGAACACUCACUCCUGAUCCUCUGCGCCCCUCCACCCCUCCAAACUCCCCCACAAGACAGGGGGCUUCAGCUGUGCCAAACUCUGCCGGCUUUGACUUCAAGAGUCCUUCUUAUGAGAACUUCUUGGCUUCCAAACCGGCCCGUUCCAUCCUGAAGGAGGUGACGGGGGGGAUGAGAGGCAGACAGAGAGGGAGGGACUGCGAAAGCCAGACAGACGUUAGUGUGACCGUCCACAGUCUGAAUCUAGUAGACAAGGUGAAGCGGCUGGGUGUGGCUGGAGCUCCAGGAGGCAGAGCAAUGAGUACUGGUCCCAUCUUGGGGCCUCUGGGUGGACUGCGUAGAUCUGGCUCCCCUUUUGGGCCAGAUGGAAUGAGGAGGAACCGGAGUUAUCCAGGUAUGGUUGGCGCCAGCAUGGCCAUGAAAGCCCCAGGGCCCCAGGAGUAGUCUGGACUGCUGCUGGCCAAGAGGGUAGACAAGUAGGAGCCCAACAGGGCCAAGGACUGGCUAUAGAUCAGUCACCAGGAGCCCAAAAGAGGACUAAUAAUGUUCAUACUGUACAACAACGACAUGGCACUACUGACCUAUUUAUAAUCACAGCUGCAGUUUUACAUGAAUACUACAACUCUAUAGUGCUUUUCAGUGGUGAUUCAUGUUUGAAUAACUUAAAGGGUUAGUUCAUCCAAACUACAACAAAAUAUUCUCUGACAUAAAUCUGCUGGUAAACAGACUGAAAGAGUUUUACAGUACACAGCAUUCCUCAUUUAACUAUUCACACCCACAUUCAUACAAUCACUUAAUAUCUAACAUUCACACACACAAUCACACACCGAUGAAUGCAUCGGGAGCAACUCGGGGUCCAGUAUCUUACCUUAAUGCUUGAAGAAAGGUAUUUUAUUCCAGUCAAAAGCUGAAACUCAACCCCUUCUGUCAAAAACAUUUCCUGUAAAAGAAAAAUGUUCAUCCUGCAAAUCUAACAUUUUUGGGGCUACAGCAAACUGUGCAGUUUUCAUCCUGGUUGUGGAACAUUGGACCAGCUCCUUAUCCUCUCAGGAAUAUUUAAGAAGUCGCAGGAGUUUGAUCAACAUGUCUACAUGUGCUGUUACAGCUAUUCUGUCCCUGGAUAAAUGCAGUUGGAGCUUGGUUGGUGUCCUUCCAUUGGGUUUCUAGUUUGUCCCUUAGAAAGAGGGUGAGGAUUCAGGCGGGACUCCUCCACAUCAAAAGGGAGCAGCUGAGGGGGUUCAGGCAUCAGACUAGGAUCCCUCCUUGGCACCUAAUAGGUGAGGUGUUUCUAACAGGCCCUAUAAUACUGGGAGGAGGUCCCCAUCAUCUGCCAAGACUGCUGCCCCGGCAACCUGGACCCAGAUAAGUGGCAGAGGAUGGAUGGAUGGAUGGAGUAUACCAUAGGGCCCCCACAAUCCUGAAAAGGAUAAGCAGAAGAAGAUGGAUGGAUCUCACAAGCGCCCCCACAUCAAAUGCUCCUGAGCAUUUAGAAGUUGUUCCUCAUCAUUGUUAGCGUGUAGUUCAAAGCAUUCUUCACCGAGCUGCUGUAAACUCUGAUCACUCUGAUAUUCAGAUAUCUAAAAUUCUGGACACACAAACUCAUUUUUCUGUCAUUUAAUUUUACAUAAAUGGAUGAACUGACCCAUUAAGAACAGAAUAUACUGAAAGCGAACUACUGAAAUAUCACUCAGAUUCCUGCUUUGGAGACUGACUCUGCUGGCUAGAUGUAGUACUCCCACUCUUGCCUUUUCUGAAACACAGCCACAGGAUCCCACGCACAUCCAGACGCACACAGGUGCACUCUGUUAAAUCUUCCAUUGCACUGGCUGGCUAUUUGUAGUCACUGUAGCACUGAAACAUGCCUUUCUUCUUCGAUAUUACCAGAUUAAGAUUUCAUAAGACAUUAAAAAACAUUUUUACACCAUAUACAUAAAACCUGCCACCCUCACUCUCUCCCCCUUUUUCUUUUGCGCCUCAUAUUAAUCCUUCUCGUAGGGACCAAGUGUGAGUCUGACGAGUCACUUUCACUAAAUCACUGAAUAGAUUUCAUGUCAGUAUUAAAGGUACUUCAGUUUCAUUUCCUAAAUGGACGUUAGCCGGGGAAGUUGAUGGAUCCAGUUCCACUGAACUGGAGAGAUCAAUACGCUGAGAGAUUGGCUUAUUGUGGUUGGAAGCUUUCAGCUAUUUUCGUUAUGGUUUUAUCAGAGAAAUGAAGCAAUAUAGUGCCUCAGCCUUUUUUUGUUUAAUGGUUUUUGUUUGUCAUGCAGGUGUGAAGGAGCUCACGCAACCAUAAACUGCACUUGUGUUUAUUUAUUUUUUAAAAUCCUAUCCUGAAUUUAAGCAAUUUUUCAUAAAUAUACCGUUGUCUUACACACUGUAUAUAUAUAUAUAUAUAUAUACUGUCCAUGGUCACUGUAAUGUCUGUAAUGGCACAUGUAAAGACAAACCGUUACGUGUAGUGCUUAACCAAGAACCACACAUCACUGUAAGUAUCUGGGUGAGCAUGUAAUCAGGGUUUUUUCCAAAU
Archocentrus centrarchus (flier cichlid) is the source of this 5013-nucleotide messenger RNA. RefSeq names its product trafficking protein, kinesin binding 1b (gene trak1b). Gene Ontology annotation, molecular function: GABA receptor binding; myosin binding. The record is from RefSeq and is a predicted model, not a curated record. Gene Ontology annotation, cellular component: mitochondrion; dendrite; cytoplasmic vesicle. NCBI's taxonomy places the organism in Eukaryota, Metazoa, Chordata, Actinopteri, Cichliformes, Cichlidae. Gene Ontology annotation, biological process: endosome to lysosome transport; protein targeting; vesicle transport along microtubule. The transcript is spliced from 18 exons. Bases 375 to 2930 code for a protein of 851 amino acids.